Messenger RNA from Saccostrea cuccullata (small rock oyster), 1500 nucleotides. RefSeq lists its product as uncharacterized. The transcript has a single exon. The coding region runs from base 1 to 1500 and encodes 499 amino acids. The record is from RefSeq and is a predicted model, not a curated record. Gene Ontology annotation, molecular function: zinc ion binding. NCBI's taxonomy places the organism in Eukaryota, Metazoa, Mollusca, Bivalvia, Ostreida, Ostreidae.
AUGGCGACUAACAAACCAUUGCAUCGACUGGGCUCUCCUCAACAGCAUAUUCCUAUGUGUAACGAACACAAUUAUUUCCUUGAUAUCCAAUGUGAAGACUGUGAUCUAUUUAUUUGUUCUUCAUGUGCCAAAACGGACCAUAAAGAACACAACUGGGUCACGAAUGCCACGGCAGCCAGUAAAAGAAGAAAAGAUAUAGUACAAUACAGGUAUCUAGAGACGAUAAAAGAAGUGAAUCUGUCUGGAAUCGAUGAAAAAAUUGACGAGGCAUUGGCACGUAUUAAGGAAAAUGAAAAUCAUUGUGAUCUACAGGUACAAAAGCUACGAAAACAUUAUGAUGAAAUAAUUAUGAGACUGAUAGAACUCAAGAACUUUCAGGAAAAACAACUGAAAGACAAUAUGAUUCAGAAGAACAAACAAAUGAAUCUCAUGAAAUCUGAAUUAGAAAAGCAUAAAAAAGACAUUUUGGAACUUGUGGAAUUCUUAGAUGAGAAUAAUAGCACUAUGUCUGAUUAUAGUCUGGUUGACAACCAUAGAGAACUAAACAAGAGACUCUCUGACGUCAGAGUCGAUAUGAAGAUCGGUAAAAUGUCUGUGAGUUACAACACUGGGAAAAUAAGUGAAGAAAUAUUGAAGUCUUUGAUUGGGCAGGUGUUGAAUUUAGAUGAUAUUUAUAGUGCAACUGAAACAAACUCAUUCAUGUGCGGAGGAAACGGAAUACAAAGGCUUAAAGCUUUCAGUGAAGAAACUUGUUUUAUUACAAACUACAAAGAAAGAUAUCUAGAAGAAGUCGAUAGACACGGCGAGAGAAAACUUAAAAGUAUUAAACCUAAUGAUAUUUGCUUGACUGGGGCGGGCUCUAUAUAUUUCACUCAGUAUGAGACCAAGUCUAUCAAUCGCCUUUCCCCAUCAGGAUCUGUUUCUGUAGUGGCUACCACACACCCCUUUUCACCAUAUGAUUUAUGCCAAACUGUGGAGGGAAAUCUGUUGGUCACUCUUCAUGACAUGGACGAAGAUGGAUUAGAACUGGGUGUGGUCAGACACAUGACAUUAACUGGCCAGGUAAUCCGUGACUACGAGUACAACGAAGACUUGUCCAGGUCAUUUGCUGAACCAACCACAGUCACACAAAACAGAAAAACAGACAUAGGUGUUAUCGAUUGUAAGGGUGAAUUUUCAACUGAACUUGUGAUUUUUGAUCUCUCUGGUCACGUUAAAUUCGUUCAUCGUGGAGGCUGUUCGGAAAAGGAUUCAGUGCUGUAUCCAGCUGACUUCGUGUUUGACUCCCUCUGUAAUAUCAUUGUUUCCGAUAUAAACAGAUGGUGUAUCCAACUCCUUAGCCCUGAUGGGAAGUUCCUAAAAAUUUUAUUAACUGCAAAAGAAACAAACUCUUCCCUCAAUCUAUCGCUAUUCGGAUCUACAUUGUGGGUCGGAAAUUCAUCAGGUCUUGUCAAAGUAUUUCAAUAUAAAAACGAUAAUGCCGUUAAUUUAUGUCAUUAA